AUGCCGUCCCCCAUCAUAGAAACCAUACCCAUCGAUCACGUGCCCGCCGAUCAUGUUGUCCAUGUCGCUUUCUUCAAGGACAUUCACAACGCUGCUUACCUCCACCAGCAGCUCCUCGACCGCAACGCAGAUUUUGAGUACGCCUUGAUUGAUGCCUCCGUGGCUGUCUCUCGAACCCACAUACUCGCCGCCGCUUUCAAGGCUGUGACCGCAAAGGUCGACGGCAGCCUCAAGACCCCAAACGUCCAUUCCGAGCUCGUAGCCUCACUUAGCUCUGCAAACAACAUCGCAGAAGCCUACCGUCGUUAUGGCAUUAGCCCUGCGACCAAGGACGUGAUUGUCGUCAAGAUCACCACCCCCGGCGGCCCGCCGUCCGCCGAAGACGUCGAGAAACAUCUCAAGGAUAACUUCCAGGGUGUUCCGGCCCCUUUUACGGACGAAUCCAUCUCGACAUCGACAGAUUGGGCCAAGGUGCGCAAGUACUACAAGUUGAACGGGCUCCCAUGGCUCGACGCUAUCAAGGACGAAACAGAGCGCAGAGAACAGUUGGAGACUCUGGUUUUGGGUGCAAUGGCACUACGCACGGCAUAA
Molecule: messenger RNA, 591 nt
Organism: Colletotrichum orchidophilum
Lineage: Eukaryota; Fungi; Ascomycota; Sordariomycetes; Glomerellales; Glomerellaceae
Exons: 3
Coding region: 1-591 (196 amino acids)
Biological process (GO): telomere maintenance via recombination; tRNA threonylcarbamoyladenosine modification
Cellular component (GO): nucleus; EKC/KEOPS complex; cytosol
Source: RefSeq, a predicted model, not a curated record